Messenger RNA from Mesocricetus auratus (golden hamster), 9206 nucleotides. RefSeq names its product ankyrin repeat domain 17 (gene Ankrd17). NCBI's taxonomy places the organism in Eukaryota, Metazoa, Chordata, Mammalia, Rodentia, Cricetidae. Gene Ontology annotation, biological process: innate immune response. Bases 118 to 7905 code for a protein of 2595 amino acids. Gene Ontology annotation, molecular function: protein binding; RNA binding. The record is from RefSeq and is a predicted model, not a curated record. The transcript is spliced from 34 exons. Gene Ontology annotation, cellular component: cytoplasm.
CGGUGGCGGUGGCGGAGGCGGCCCGGAGCGCUGUGUCGGCCCCGGCGCGGCCGAAGUCGCGGUAGAGCGGAGCCCCCACGCCCCUCCCCCGUCCGCGCCCUCCCUCUUCCCGCGGGGAUGGAGAAGGCGACGGUUCCGGCGGCGGCUGAGGGAGAAGGGAGCCCCCCGGCGGCGGCGGCAGUGGCGGCCCCCCCCGCGGCGGCGGCGGCGGAGGUCGGCGGCAGCGGCGGCGGCGGCGGCGGCGGGGCUCGCCCGGCCUCGUCUCCUCGUGGGAUGGUGCGGGUCUGCGACCUGCUCCUCAAGAAGAAACCACUGCAGCAGCAGCACCACAAGGCCAAGCGGAACCGGACUUGCCGACCCCCCAGCAGCAGCGAGAGCAGCAGCGACAGCGACAACAGCGGCGGCGGCGGCGGAGGAGGCGGCGGCGGCACCAGCAGCAACAACAGCGAGGAAGAAGAGGACGACGACGACGAGGAAGAGGAGGUUUCUGAGGUGGAGUCUUUCAUUUUGGACCAGGAUGAUUUGGAGAAUCCAAUGCUGGAAACAGCUUCCAAGUUGCUUUUAUCAGGCACUGCUGAUGGUGCAGACCUCAGGACAGUAGAUCCAGAGACACAGGCUAGAUUGGAAGCUUUACUAGAAGCUGCAGGAAUAGGCAAAUUAUCCACGGCUGAUGGUAAAGCCUUUGCAGACCCUGAAGUGCUCCGGAGGUUGACAUCAUCUGUCAGCUGUGCGUUGGAUGAAGCUGCUGCUGCACUUACACGAAUGAGAGCUGAAAGCACAGCAAAUGCAGGGCAGUCGGACAACCGCAGUUUAGCAGAGGCCUGUUCAGAAGGAGAUGUAAAUGCUGUGCGGAAAUUACUCAUUGAAGGUCGAAGUGUAAAUGAACACACCGAGGAAGGGGAGAGCCUCCUUUGUUUAGCCUGUUCUGCUGGAUACUAUGAGCUUGCACAGGUUUUGUUGGCCAUGCAUGCAAACGUGGAAGACAGGGGAAUCAAAGGUGACAUUACACCUUUAAUGGCUGCUGCUAAUGGAGGACAUGUCAAAAUCGUGAAGUUGCUGCUAGCUCAUAAAGCUGAUGUCAAUGCACAGUCUUCAACAGGCAACACAGCCCUUACUUACGCUUGUGCUGGAGGCUAUGUAGAUGUUGUAAAGGUGCUCUUGGAAUCCGGUGCUAGUAUUGAGGACCAUAAUGAAAAUGGUCAUACUCCUCUUAUGGAAGCUGGAAGUGCUGGACAUGUGGAAGUGGCCAGGUUGCUGCUAGAAAAUGGAGCUGGCAUCAAUACCCAUUCCAAUGAAUUUAAAGAAAGUGCCCUCACAUUAGCUUGUUAUAAAGGACAUCUAGAGAUGGUACGGUUUCUUUUGGAAGCAGGCGCUGAUCAAGAGCAUAAAACAGAUGAAAUGCACACUGCUCUAAUGGAGGCUUGCAUGGAUGGCCAUGUUGAAGUAGCUAGGUUGCUUUUGGACAGUGGUGCUCAAGUGAACAUGCCAGCUGAUUCAUUUGAGUCUCCAUUGACUUUGGCUGCAUGUGGGGGACAUGUGGAACUUGCAGCCUUGCUUAUUGAAAGAGGAGCUAGCCUGGAAGAGGUCAAUGAUGAAGGUUAUACACCUUUGAUGGAAGCAGCCCGUGAAGGACAUGAAGAAAUGGUGGCAUUACUUCUAGGCCAAGGAGCAAAUAUCAAUGCACAGACAGAAGAAACUCAAGAAACUGCCUUGACCCUGGCUUGCUGUGGAGGUUUUCUAGAAGUGGCAGAUUUUCUCAUUAAGGCUGGAGCUGAUAUAGAACUCGGCUGUUCUACUCCUCUAAUGGAAGCUGCUCAAGAGGGCCACCUGGAGUUAGUUAAAUACCUACUAGCUGCAGGAGCUAAUGUUCAUGCCACGACAGCAACAGGAGACACAGCUUUAACAUACGCCUGUGAAAAUGGCCAUACUGAUGUAGCGGACGUCUUACUUCAGGCAGGUGCAGAUCUGGAACAUGAAUCUGAAGGUGGAAGAACUCCUUUAAUGAAAGCUGCAAGAGCUGGUCAUGUUUGCACAGUUCAGUUCUUAAUUAGUAAAGGAGCAAAUGUGAAUCGAACCACAGCUAAUAAUGACCAUACUGUACUGUCCCUGGCUUGUGCGGGGGGUCAUCUGGCAGUAGUGGAACUGCUUUUGGCUCAUGGGGCAGACCCUACUCACCGUUUAAAAGAUGGCUCAACCAUGUUGAUAGAAGCAGCCAAAGGUGGCCAUACAAGUGUUGUUUGCUAUCUUUUAGACUAUCCUAAUAAUCUACUUUCAGCCCCUCCACCAGAUGUCACUCAGCUAACACCCCCAUCCCAUGAUUUAAAUAGGGCACCUCGUGUACCAGUUCAAGCACUGCCCAUGGUUGUCCCACCUCAAGAGCCCGACAAACCACCUGCCAAUGUUGCUACCACUCUUCCCGUUAGGAAUAAAGCUGCUUCUAAACAAAAGUCCAACAGCCAUUUGCCAGCAAACAGCCAGGAUGUACAGGGUUACAUCACCAAUCAGUCUCCAGAGAGCAUUGUAGAAGAGGCUCAGGGAAAGUUAACAGAACUGGAACAGAGGAUAAAAGAAGCCAUAGAAAAAAAUGCACAGCUGCAGUCCUUGGAGCUGGCUCAUGCUGACCAACUUACCAAGGAGAAGAUCGAGGAGCUGAACAAAACGAGGGAAGAACAAAUUCAGAAGAAACAAAAGAUUCUGGAGGAGCUGCAGAAAGUAGAAAGAGAAUUACAACUGAAAACUCAGCAGCAGCUAAAAAAACAGUAUCUAGAAGUUAAAGCUCAAAGAAUUCAACUUCAGCAGCAGCAGCAGCAGUCUUGCCAACACCUGGGACUACUUACUCCUGUUGGGGUUGGAGAGCAGCUUUCGGAGGGAGACUAUGCACGGUUACAGCAAGUGGAUCCUGUUUUGCUUAAAGAUGAACCCCAGCAAACUGCUGCUCAAAUGGGUUUUGCACCAAUCCAGCCUCUGGCGAUGCCUCAAGCUUUGCCUCUGGCAGCGGGUCCCUUGCCUCCAGGGUCCAUCGCAAAUCUUACAGAACUUCAAGGAGUGAUAGUUGGACAGCCAGUACUGGGCCAAGCACAGUUGGCAGGGCUGGGGCAAGGAAUUCUCACUGAAACACAACAAGGGUUAAUGGUAGCCAGCCCUGCUCAGACCCUCAAUGACACGCUGGAUGACAUCAUGGCAGCAGUCAGUGGAAGAGCAUCUGCAAUGUCAAACACUCCUACCCACAGUAUCGCUGCUUCUAUUUCCCAACCUCAGACUCCAACUCCAAGUCCCAUCAUCUCUCCUUCAGCCAUGCUACCUAUCUACCCUGCCAUUGAUAUUGAUGCACAGACUGAGAGUAAUCAUGAUACUGCACUGACGCUUGCCUGUGCUGGUGGCCAUGAGGAACUGGUACAAACACUACUCGAAAGAGGAGCUAGUAUUGAACACCGAGACAAGAAAGGUUUUACUCCACUCAUCUUGGCUGCUACAGCUGGUCAUGUUGGUGUUGUAGAAAUAUUGCUGGAUAAUGGUGCAGACAUUGAAGCCCAAUCAGAAAGAACCAAGGACACACCACUGUCCUUGGCUUGUUCAGGGGGCAGACAGGAGGUGGUGGAAUUGUUGUUAGCUCGGGGCGCAAAUAAAGAACACAGGAAUGUUUCUGAUUACACACCUCUGAGCCUGGCUGCUUCUGGUGGCUAUGUGAACAUCAUCAAAAUACUGCUAAAUGCAGGCGCCGAGAUCAAUUCCAGAACUGGUAGCAAGUUGGGCAUUUCUCCACUGAUGUUAGCAGCUAUGAAUGGGCAUACAGCUGCGGUUAAGCUCCUCUUAGAUAUGGGCUCCGACAUAAACGCUCAGAUAGAAACCAAUCGUAACACUGCCCUUACGUUAGCCUGCUUCCAAGGAAGAACUGAAGUGGUUAGUCUCCUGCUUGAUAGAAAAGCAAAUGUUGAACACAGAGCUAAGACUGGCCUCACACCACUGAUGGAAGCGGCCUCUGGAGGAUAUGCAGAAGUGGGCCGAGUUCUUUUGGAUAAAGGUGCUGAUGUUAAUGCCCCUCCAGUGCCCUCCUCAAGAGAUACAGCUUUAACCAUAGCUGCAGAUAAAGGGCACUAUAAAUUUUGUGAACUUCUCAUUGGCAGGGGAGCUCAUAUUGAUGUGCGGAACAAGAAGGGAAACACUCCACUGUGGCUCGCAGCAAAUGGUGGACACCUAGAUGUGGUUCAGCUACUGGUGCAAGCAGGUGCAGAUGUAGACGCAGCAGAUAACCGCAAGAUAACACCUCUCAUGGCUGCAUUUAGAAAGGGUCAUGUGAAGGUGGUACGCUACUUGGUCAAAGAAGUCAAUCAGUUUCCAUCAGACUCUGAAUGCAUGCGGUAUAUAGCAACCAUCACGGAUAAGGAGAUGCUAAAGAAGUGUCAUCUUUGUAUGGAGUCAAUAGUACAAGCCAAAGACAGACAGGCUGCUGAAGCAAAUAAGAAUGCCAGCAUACUACUGGAGGAGCUAGACCUGGAGAAGUUAAGGGAAGAAAGUCGAAGGCUGGCUUUGGCUGCCAAAAGAGAAAAACGAAAAGAGAAGAGAAGGAAGAAAAAGGAAGAACAAAGAAGAAAAUUAGAAGAAAUUGAAGCCAAAAAUAAGGAGAACUUUGAACUCCAAGCUGCCCAAGAAAAAGAAAAACUUAAAGUUGAAGAAGAACCUGAAGUCUUGACAGAGCCUCCAAGUGCCACUACCACCACCACCAUAGGAAUAUCUGCUACCUGGACUACUUUGGCAGGUUCCCAUGGUAAAAGAAAUAAUACCAUAACUACAACCAGUUCAAAGAGGAAAAACAGGAAAAAUAAAAUUACUCCAGAAAAUGUUCAAAUUAUAUUUGAUGAGCCACUACCAAUUUCAUACAGUCAGCCAGAGAAGGUGAAUGGAGAAUCCAAGAGCAGCAGUACCAGCGAGAGUGGGGACAGUGACAAUAUGAGGAUUUCCAGCUGCAGUGAUGAAAGUAGUAACAGCAACAGCAGCAGGAAGAGUGACAAUCAUUCCCCAGCUGUGGUCACUACCACUGUGACCAGCAAGAAGCAGCCUUCUGUUCUGGUUACAUUUCCAAAAGAGGAGCGAAAAUCCGUUUCUGGCAAGACUUCCAUAAAAUUGUCAGAGACUGUCAAUGAAGGGACCAGUAACUCUCUGUCAACUUGUACAAAGUCUGGUCCAUCUCCUCUUUCUUCUCCAAAUGGGAAGUUAACAGUAGCAAGUCCUAAGCGUGGGCAAAAGAGGGAAGAAGGAUGGAAGGAGGUUGUAAGGAGGUCAAAGAAAGUAUCUGUUCCAUCAACUGUGAUAUCUAGAGUGAUUGGAAGAGGUGGCUGUAAUAUCAAUGCCAUUCGGGAAUUUACUGGUGCACACAUAGAUAUUGAUAAGCAGAAGGACAAGACUGGAGACCGGAUAAUAACUAUAAGGGGUGGCACUGAAUCAACAAGACAAGCAACUCAGUUGAUCAAUGCUUUGAUCAAGGAUCCAGACAAAGAGAUUGAUGAACUUAUUCCAAAGAAUCGUUUGAAAAGCUCCUCAGCAAAUUCCAAAAUAGGGUCCUCAGCACCUACCACCACUGCUGCUAAUAGUUCCUUAAUGGGAAUAAAAAUGACGACUGUAGCUCUGUCAUCAACAUCUCAAACUGCCACAGCGCUCACUGUGCCUGCGAUCUCUUCUGCAUCUACUCACAAAACCAUAAAGAACCCCGUGAAUAAUGUGAGGCCUGGUUUUCCAGUCUCCCUUCCAUUAGCGUACCCUCCUCCACAGUUUGCACAUGCUUUGCUUGCUGCUCAGACUUUCCAGCAGAUCCGUCCACCAAGGUUGCCCAUGACCCACUUUGGAGGUACUUUUCCACCAGCUCAAUCCACUUGGGGUCCUUUUCCUGUCAGGCCUUUGAGCCCUGCCAGAGCUACUAACUCGCCUAAGCCUCACAUGGUGCCUCGCCAUAGCAAUCAGAAUAGCAGUGGUUCUCAGGUGAAUCCCGCAGGUUCUUUAACUUCAAGUCCAACAACUACAACCAGUUCAUCAGCUUCAGCGGUGCCUGGUACAUCUUCAAAUGGCAGUCCAAGUUCUCCUUCAGUCAGAAGGCAGCUUUUUGUCACAGUUGUGAAGACAUCUAAUGCCACAACUACAACAGUCACAACUACAGCAAGCAACAACAGCACUGCACCCACAAACGCCACAUAUCCUAUGCCUACUGCCAAAGAACACUACCCAGUAUCCUCCCCAUCUUCCCCAUCACCACCAGCCCAGCCAGGAGGGGUUUCUAGGAAUAGCCCUUUGAAUUGUGGAGCAGCAUCCCCAAAUAAAGGGGCAUCUACUUCCGAACAGGAAGCAAGUAGUCCGCCAGUAGUAGAAACCUCCAAUAGGCCCCCACACAGCAGCAGUUCUUCUGGGAGCUCAUCAGGUCAUUCCACGCAGCAGCAACCUCCGGGAUCUGUUUCUCAGGAGCCAAGACCCCCUCUUCAGCAGUCUCAGGUUCCUUCCCCGGAUGUGAGAAUGACUGUUCCUCCUACAGCAACAAGUUCUGCUCCAGUGGCGGUGCCUUCUACUGCGCCUGUGACGUACCCUAUGCCUCAAACACAGAUGGGAUGUUCCCAGCCUCCUAAAAUGGAAACCCCUGCUCUUAGACCACCUUCUCAUGGCACAGCUGCCCCUCACAAGAAUCCAGCUCCAGUGCAGAAUUCAUCUGUUGCAGUCCUCAAUGUUAAUCACAUUAAAAGACCUCAUAGUGUUCCCUCUUCUGUCCAGCUACCUUCGACCUUAAGUACACAAAGUGCUUGUCAGAAUUCAGUACAUCCAGCAAAUAAGCCUGUUGCUCCCAACUUCAGUGCUCCUUUACCAUUUGGGCCCUUUAGCACAUUGUUUGAAAACAACCCUACAAAUGCUCAUGCCUUCUGGGGAGGAUCUGUUGUUUCAUCUCAGUCAACACCAGAAUCCAUGCUGUCUGGAAAGUCUUCGUAUUUGCCAAAUUCAGAUCCUUUACAUCAAUCUGAUACUUCCAAAGCACCAGGUUUUAGGCCGCCAUUACAGAGACCUGCUCCAAGUCCCUCAGGUAUUGUCAACAUGGACCCACCAUAUGGUUCUGUAACACCUUCUUCUACACAUUUGGGAAACUUUGCCUCAAGUCUUUCGGGAGGUCAAAUGUAUGGGCCUGGAGCACCUCUUGGAGGAGCACCUGCAGCUGCUAACUUUAACAGACAGCAUUUUUCCCCACUUAGUUUGUUGACUCCAUGUUCAUCAGCAUCAAAUGAGUCUCCUGCACAGUCGGUAUCCUCUGGCGUUCGUGCACCGUCUCCUGCCUCAUCAUCAGUACCUUUAGGGUCCGAAAAGCCCAGCAAUGUCUCUCAGGACAGGAAAGUUCCGGUCCCUAUUGGGACUGAACGUUCUGCACGUAUCAGGCAAACUGGAACUUCUGCUCCAUCUGUUAUAGGGAGUAAUUUGUCUACAUCAGUAGGACAUAGUGGCAUCUGGUCCUUUGAAGGGAUUGGUGGCAAUCAAGACAAAGUAGACUGGUGUAACCCUGGGAUGGGAAAUCCCAUGAUUCACAGGCCAAUGUCUGACCCAGGAGUGUUUUCACAGCAUCAAGCAAUGGAGCGAGAUAGUACAGGAAUUGUAACUCCUUCUGGUACAUUCCAUCAGCAUGUUCCUGCAGGAUACAUGGACUUUCCUAAAGUUGGGGGUAUGCCUUUUUCUGUGUAUGGGAAUGCAAUGAUUCCUCCAGUAGCACCUCUCCCUGAUGGUACUGGAGGACCCAUAUUUAAUGGCCCUCAUGCUGCAGACCCUUCUUGGAAUUCACUGAUAAAGAUGGUUUCAAGUUCCACAGAAAAUAAUGGUCCUCAAACGGUGUGGACCGGACCCUGGGCACCUCACAUGAACAGUGUACACAUGAACCAGCUUGGCUGAUGAGGAUAAGCCUGUUAGCCUGCAGAUUCCUUUCAUUCAGAGGAAAUCACAAGUGGCCGAGAAACAUUUUUUAUGCUCCCAAAUCAUUCUACUGAUGUGCUUGACUGAAGUGUGUAGGCUUUUUGCAGAAGAACUUACUAACUGACCUAUUUUCUGUGAACAUUUGUGACUGCCCAUUCUCCAUUGUCAUCUGUUUUUACCUUAGUUAGCAUUUUUCGUAUCAUUUUCUUCUUUCUUCCCCUCUUCUCCUUCAGACAUAACUUUCUGUUGAAGCUGUUCUUUGGCUGGUUGGUUUUAGUACUGUAAACUGCUUCUGAGCAAACACGGAAAUUUAGCAAAAUUAUGUAAACUUGAUCCUGAAGUUUUAGAAUGGCAAAUAAAUGUACAAUUGUUUACAUAACAGAAAAGGCUAAGCAGAAAGUAAAUUUCAAUAUGUCAGUAUAGAGGCUCUACUUUAUGUAGACUUAAAUUAAUGUGAGAUAUGUACCUUCAUAUUCAGCAAUCUGGAUGUUUCCUUCAUACAUUAAACUAUUAAUAAGCAUAACUUUUCUACUUGUGUAAUUUAAGCAUAAAGUAAAAUGAUGGGCAUUAUCAGUGGAUGUUUCCCUCUGUUAGCUCUUAAAACAUCCAUCUUGCUCCCUUUUAGGUUUGUUUGUAGCAAGGCAUAUAAAAGAAAUUUCUGAUUUUUCCAUGUCUUUAUUACAUUUGUCACACCUUCGAACUAAUACACACACACUCUUCAGUUUGGACUCUGUCUUUGCCACUGUUACUAGUAAGAUUCUCUUGCUCAAUAGUGAAAACACUCUGUAAAGCUUUUUAUCGUCGCGGCUACUACACAAAGGUGGAGCAUCUUCAGUGGCAUCAGUGGUUUCUUCUAACCAGAAAGCUUGAGACUUUGGAGAAACAUAAAAGCCACCACAGUUCUCAGUCAGCAUAUACUGUUUAUUUUUAAACAAUUCGGCAUAUUUUAUAUUGGAUAAUAUUGAGUCUUAACAUUGGCUUCCUGAUCAUAAAGAGUCAAAACAAAAUUUUCCUUUUUCAAGCAUCUUAUGUCUUAGGUUGAAAGGCUCCUUGCUCUCUGCACUUGUUGUAGCAAUGAAAAGGAUGAACAGCUAACUUGGGCCAAGUCAAAGAGUGUUUGGGUUUGUUAUUAAGACGAUUUUUAUGGUUGAUACACGAAUACAAGGAUUAUAAAGACUACAUUUAACCUGUUUAUAUGUGAUUCAGGGCCACACUAAACUACUCAGUGGGAAUUAUAUAUUCCAUCCACUUGAAACAAUAAACAAUAAUGUAUACAAGAA